CUUAACCUGCUCCAUGCAACAGGACACAAAAGACUCAUCUCGUCCUAUUCGUAAUGACUAUCAUUACUUCCUGACAUACCGAACUCGCUGGAGCGAUAAUGAUCAAUACUCACACGUCAACAACGCAAUAUAUUACCACCUGAUCGACUCUGUCGUAAACACUUACCUCGCAGAGCGCUGUGGGUGCCGGCCUUCCGUGCCAUCAUCACCAAACGGAAAUGCAAGAGAAGGUCCACCGAUAGGCCUGGUAGUAUCAUCGUAUUGCAACUUCUUUGCACCGCUUUCGUUUCCAGAGCCUGUCACACUAGGGUUGAGAGUCGUGAAAUUGGGGAAGAGUUCCGUUUCGUAUGAAGUUGGAUUCUUUUCUGGAGCUGAGGACGAGGAGAAGAGGAAUGAAGAACCCAUUUUUACGAAGGCUGUGGGUGGAUAUACGCAUGUCUUUGUUGACAGAGUGCAUAGACGGCCCGUGAAGGAGAUGAAUGCAACAUUGAGGGACGGACUACGAGCGAUCUUAUGGGAGCCUUCUGCAAAAUCAAAGUUAUGAUUUGGAAUACAGUGCAUAUUUUCGGAUAUGAUGACUUUGGUGGUAGGAACGGACGAGAGCACAACCAACAUGGAGUGCAACCAAACCAGUAAACGAAGGAUUCGAUCAUAGCGAAAUACAGCAAGAAUACACAAGCCAGCACUGCACUAUGCCACAUCC
Fomitiporia mediterranea MF3/22 is the source of this 703-nucleotide messenger RNA. Its product is annotated as thioesterase family protein. Gene Ontology annotation, cellular component: mitochondrion. Gene Ontology annotation, molecular function: fatty acyl-CoA hydrolase activity. The transcript has 3 exons. Bases 14 to 544 code for a protein of 176 amino acids. The record is from RefSeq and is a predicted model, not a curated record. Lineage: Eukaryota; Fungi; Basidiomycota; Agaricomycetes; Hymenochaetales; Hymenochaetaceae.